GUUUAAAUCCACCAACCUGACUGGUCGGACACUUCACCGUAGAUCAGAAUCUUUCCGAAUGAUCACAAAAGUCAGAGUUUCUUUUCUCAAAGUGUGGAGGUUUUCAUUCUGCUUUGCUCUGUCUUCUGACAGCAUCAGAUUCCCUGGCAACCUGUGUGGACUUUGGGAACCUGGACUACAAUGGCAGUCAACCUGAGCAAGAAUGGUUUGGCUCUGAUGGCCGCCUAUAAGAAAGUGGUGGAUGCCAAGACAGACACGGACUGGGCUCUGUUUACCUAUGAAGGCAACAGUAACGACCUUCGACUGGCAGAGACAGGAGGUGGAGGCUUGGAGGAGUUGGUGGAAGAGCUGAACAGUGGGAAGGUCAUGUAUGCCUUCUGUCGAGUCCCAGACCCUAACUCUGGCCUGCCUAAAUAUGUCCUUAUAAACUGGACUGGUGAAGGGGUGAAGGACUCUUGUAAAGGAAUGUGUGCCAACCAUCUCAGCGCCAUAGCAAAUUUUUUGAAGGGAGCUCACGUUACCAUAAACGCUCGGACAGAGGAGGACGUGGAGCCAGAGACCAUCUUGACUAAAGUCGCGAAAGCCUCCGGAGCCAACUAUAACUUUCACAAACAGCAAAAUUACAUCGAUGCACCAAGAGGACCAGUGGGUUCUGUGUACAGAAAAGUCAAUGCUGCAGAGGAAAUCCAGCAAACCAACAAGGAUAACUUCUGGGACCAGGCUCAGCGGGAUGAGGAGUUACGUCGAAAGGAGGAGAGAAAGAGAGCAGAGCAGGAGAGGCAGAACGCAGAGAAGGAAAGGAAGGAGUUGGAUGAGAAACAGGCAAAAGAGAGGGAGAGAAGAACGAAGGAGAGAGCUCAUCAGAUUGAACUAGAGAGGACCCUUCAAAAUAAAAGAGAUGAAGAGAAUAGAGAUGGCACAUGGCAUCUGGCAGAUGGCAGGACCCUUCAGGAUAAAAGAGAUGAAGAGAAUAGAGAUGGGGAGCAACAACAACUGGGUUCUGUCUACAGAAAAGUCAAUGCUGCAGAGGAAAUCCAGCAAACCAACAAGGAUAACUUCUGGGACCAGGCUCAGCGGGAUGAGGAGUUACGUCGAAAGGAGGAGAGAAAGAGAGCAGAGCAGGAGAGGCAGAACGCAGAGAAGGAAAGGAAGGAGUUGGAUGAGAAACAGGCAAAAGAGAGGGAGAGAAGAACGAAGGAGAGAGCUCAUCAGAUUGAACUAGAGAGGACCCUUCAAAAUAAAAGAGAUGAAGAGGAAAGAGAAAGGGAGCAACAGCGACUGAAUGAGCAGGAACAUUCGAAGAAGGUAACAGGAAUCCACGCUGCAGCAUCUGUGCAGAAAGCUAAUGAGGCAAAGUCACUGAUUUCUCAGAGAGCCUUCAAUCCCAGAGACAUCUUCAAGCAGAAGGAGCAGAGCUUUGAGGCCAACACACCAUCUCCUGCUACAUCCAGGCCAGGGAAGCUCCAAAGUACGUUUCUGUCUCAGAAAUCGUUUGAGCCUGAAGAAGUGGUGAAGCCUCAGAGUCCUCCGCCAGACGUCCACUACCCAGUGACUAACCCCUUCUCCUCAGCCACACCUGUACUGCCUUCACUUCCUGCUACAGCUUUCUCGCCCACCCUCCAAGAGACGGUGACUUCACAUGAGCAGCCUGCAGAGGAGGGUUCCACUGAGGAGGCAGAAUGGUCAGAUGAGUUUGAUGAUGCAGAUGAAAUGACUCCAGUUGAAAGUCCAGUUCAGCAGGAUCUGUACCAGAGUCCAGAUCCAGUUGGCACUGCUGACAAUCUGUAUGAGAAUAUUUACCAGGAUCCAACAGAGGACUAUAAUAAUCCAGGUGAUGGAGAACAGCAGCAGUACAGAGCCAGGGCUUUGUAUGACUACCAGGCUGCUGAUGAUACUGAGAUCACCUUUGACCCGGAUGACAUCAUAACAGAGAUAGAGAUGCUGGAUGAAGGCUGGUGGAGAGGCUAUGGACCUGAUGGAAACUACGGCCUGUUCCCUGCCAACUACGUGGAGCUCCUCAAUGACUAAACAGUGGCAGUCCUGAUAUGAAAAUGGAUUAUUAACUUUUUCUUGUCUUUGUUUACCACCCGCUUGGAAAAUAAAUGAAUAAAAUGUUAUCAAUCUUCA
This is a messenger RNA of Xiphophorus couchianus (Monterrey platyfish), 2127 nucleotides long. RefSeq names its product drebrin-like protein B. Gene Ontology annotation, molecular function: actin filament binding. The transcript is spliced from 18 exons. NCBI's taxonomy places the organism in Eukaryota, Metazoa, Chordata, Actinopteri, Cyprinodontiformes, Poeciliidae. Gene Ontology annotation, cellular component: postsynaptic membrane; lamellipodium; actin filament. Bases 181 to 2028 code for a protein of 615 amino acids. The record is from RefSeq and is a predicted model, not a curated record. Gene Ontology annotation, biological process: positive regulation of axon extension; neuron projection morphogenesis; regulation of actin filament polymerization.